AUGCCACCCACGACACUGUACACCAGCAGGAGGGCCCUUUUCACGCUGGCGCUGGUCAUGCUGCUCAUGGCAGCGUCAGCGGAGGCGGGGCCUUUUUCUCUGCUCAAGAAUAUCGGCGCAUCGUACCAGCGAGGUGACGUGGUGCCGGUGAUGGUCAGCCCGCUCACGUCCAAGACAAAGGUGAUGCCGAUGCCGUGGAGGUCCCUCAAGCGCUGCGUCCAUGAGGAGAAGAAACGGAAGCGGCGACGCAACAUUGGCCAGUUGCUCUUCGGUGAUCAGCUCGAGGAGUCGCCCUAUGAGGUGAAUGUGCUGGAGAACAAGGCCUGUGCGGUUCUCUGCACCGUAAAGAUGAAGAAAAACGAUCAGAAGUACCUCAUUAAACUCAUCGACGGUCGUUACCGUGGUAACAUGUACAUUGAUGACUUGCCCGGCGUAGAGAACAUUGUUCUUUCCAAGGGCAACCGCCGCAUCAAAACUGGGUUUAGUUUGGGGUCGCCGUCUCUUUCACCCACCUCGCGCGUGCCGUUUGUGAACAACCACCUCGUAUUCACCAUCUCAUACCACCCGGUGGAGGUGCCGUUUGAGAUGGAUGCGCAGUCGUACCGUAUUGUGCACUUCCAGAUCUCCGCCAAGAGUGUGCAGCACCCCAGCGGUGUAUGCAACGCCACCAACCUGGUCGCCGGCAACCCCCAAUUCGCCUCCGACGAUGAGAUUACAUACACGUACAGUGUGCAGUGGGUAGAGUCGGAGUUGACAUGGUCGACGCGAUGGGAUGUGUUCAUGAAGAUGACAGGCAAGGAGGCACAGAUCCACUGGUUCAGUAUCGUCAACUUCUUCUUAGUCACGCUCCUGCAGACGCUGGCACUAUGGUACGUACUGAUUCGUGCGCUGCGCCGCGAUCUAACGUACUACAAUGAGGCGGACUUGGAGGAGGAGAAGGAGGAGACCGGCUGGAAGCUUGUGCACGGCGACGUGUUCCGCCGGCCUCGCGGCGUCGGGUUGCUCUCCAUCUGCGUCGGCACAGGCGUUCAGCUGGCAAUGAUGGCAGGCUCCGCACUCUGCGUUGCGUGUAUGGGCUUCAUUUCUCCUCAGAGCCGCGGGGCGCUUGCCACCACACUGAUCUUCCUCUUUGUGCUCUUCAGCUUCCUUAAUGGACUUGUCACGGCUAUGCUGAUCAGAUACUUUAAGAUGCGCUCGUGGAAGAUUAUCUUUGCUACCAGCAUCUUCUACCCAGCCCAAAUGUUCCUAGCGUACAUUGUACUCAACUUCAUUCAUCUCGGAAAUAAUGCUGCCAGUACGGCCUCUGUUUCGGCACUCGUGCUUCUCCUGCUGCUGUGGCAGGGCAUUUCGACACCGCUGGUGCUGAUUGGUGCGGCGGUGGGCUUCAACAUCAACCUUGCGGUGCCGGUGAAGGUGAAUAACAUCCCGCGGACCAUCCCGCCCUCGCCGUGGUAUCUCGACUCUCCGCUAGUGAUAAUUCUGCCGGGCAUCGUGCCGUUCGCCGCCUCUCACGUGGAGAUCACUUACAUCUUUAGCAGUGUGUGGCAUGGGACGGUGUACUACAUGUUCGGCUUUCUCUUGGCCGUCUAUAUUCUGUCGAUGAUCAUCGCCGCGCAGACUGCGGUGUUCUCGACAUACAUUCAACUCAACCGACUGAACUACCAUUGGUGGUGGCGAUCGUUCCUGACAUCGGGCUCAUACGGUGUGUGGAUAUUUGCCUACAGCAUCUUCUACUACUUCCGCUACUCGACACUGAAGGGGAUCAUGAGCGCUGUGCUAUUCUUCGGCUACAUGGGGAUGGCGGCGUACACACUCUCUCUGCUUAGCGGCGCCAUUGGUUUCCUCGUCUCGUUCGUGUUUGUGAAGAUUAUUUACAGUAACGUCAAGGUCGACUAA
Trypanosoma grayi is the source of this 1896-nucleotide messenger RNA. RefSeq names its product putative endosomal integral membrane protein. Gene Ontology annotation, biological process: protein localization to membrane. Bases 1 to 1896 code for a protein of 631 amino acids. Gene Ontology annotation, cellular component: membrane. The transcript has a single exon. Lineage: Eukaryota; Euglenozoa; Kinetoplastea; Trypanosomatida; Trypanosomatidae. The record is from RefSeq and is a predicted model, not a curated record.